AUGGAGGCCCAUUCACUCGCCUCCCUAAAUCUGCUGGCGGCGAAUCCGCCGCAAUACCCCGAAAAUCCGUCAGAGACAAGACAAGAGCCCUUGGUGCUCUACAUAUCUAGAGUCCCCGGCACUAGAGAUGUGAUUCUUUCACCCUUCAAACCUCAGCUCAAGAACGUCACAGGCGGAGAUGUCUCCAGCAGUCUCUACUAUGUUCAUCUCGAGCUCCCAAUGCUGGACAUCACCGGCCCUCAGCCAUUGAGAGAUGAAGCGCAAGGUAGAUCCAGCGAAGAUAGCUCCGUGGCGAGGACGAUUGCUCGGAAGCCAGUGCCAGGCUCCAUUUCAUCCCAGACUCCCAAUAUUUCGAUACAAGGUGAUCAACCCCAGAUGGCAUAUGGAAACCCGACUCUGCGACCGCCAAGUGAUCUUAGUGUGCCCAACUCGCAAGAUGCCAACUACGCACCCCCUCUGCCUCCUAGACGUUUCGAAGAUUCGGGCUUGGGACUCUCAGAAAGCUCCUUUGAGUCAAAUGCACGAGACGGGCCACAGCAAUUACGCUCAUCUGCCUCUAGGCGGAAGCCCGUCGGCCCAAGGCAGCUGAGCGAUAUACCGCAGAGUCGAGUCUCCAUGGAUGAAGCGGCGCGCUCUAGAGAUCAAACUAGAGACAGAACUGCUACCAUGGGGCAUACUAGGCAAAGCCGUUCCCUGUCUCCAAUGAAGAGCAUCGAAUAUUCUACGCCGCCAUUUACCUUGAGCCUAAUUAGGCGGGACCCAGGAACAGGAGAUCAGUGGAACGUGGGCAAGAUUUCGUCGUACGAGGUGAAUACAUUGGCUAGAGAAGCUGGGCAGUCUACCACAUAUCUUUCUGCGUCGUCAGAACAACGAUCUCCUCAACAUCCACCAAUCGACAUUCACAUCGAGAGUGCGGGAUACGCCAAGUUCCGCGGGCGGCCGUCAAGCGCCAUUCCUCCUAGGAGGAGCAUGGAUGCUGACCGACCCUUUAUGGAUAUGGCACCAGGCACACGAGCAGAUGGCAUGUUCUCCAGACAGGUGUCCAUGUCAUACUCUCGAAGCUUUGGCUCUGCCAUACGAUCCAAGUUUCACCAGAUAGAACAAGCAGCUCGGAAGAAGGCGCACAAUCGAAGCGAGAGCGAAGCAUCAGCCAAUUCGUUUAGCUCCGGAGAGUACAAGUCCGGAUCACCGACGUCUUCACGCCCUGACAAGAUGAAGCCGCGAGGAUACACUUUUACAAGCCCUUGGGGUGGUAGAUGCGAGUUUCGCACGGGCAACGGCGGCCGGAGCUUGCUGUGCCACCACUUCUUGCACGAGGGCGAGGUGGGAGCUUAUAAUCCAUUGGUUCCCGAGGCCAGCCCGUCCAGGUCGGCCUCCACUGUUGUCAGUGAGUUGCGCUUCAACCUUCCGGGCUCUGACUUGUUCCCCUCUGGAGAAGUGGCCAAGGGUGACGAUCGCCGCCUUGGCCACUUCAGCAAGUUCAUCAAGUCGGCCAUGGAACGCUAUGAAGAUAGAGAUGAGGAUGAUGUAAUAUCACCAUUUGACGUAAACAUAGGCGGCGAGAGGGCAGGAGGAGGCAACCGCGGCAAGCGGGCCAAGCUCGGGAAGCUCAUCAUAUACCACGACGGGCUGAAGAUGCUCGAUCUGCUGGUGGCGGCCAACAUGGGGCUGUGGUGGGGGACAUGGGAGAAGAGCUUCUGA
Molecule: messenger RNA, 1701 nt
Organism: Trichoderma virens Gv29-8
Lineage: Eukaryota; Fungi; Ascomycota; Sordariomycetes; Hypocreales; Hypocreaceae
Exons: 2
Coding region: 1-1701 (566 amino acids)
Source: RefSeq, a predicted model, not a curated record